Messenger RNA from Ostertagia ostertagi, 1584 nucleotides. The record is from the annotation of a GenBank genome assembly. NCBI's taxonomy places the organism in Eukaryota, Metazoa, Nematoda, Chromadorea, Rhabditida, Trichostrongylidae.
AUGAAGGUCUUCUUCGUUAAGUAUAACGAUCCUAUUUAUGUGAAAAUGGAGAAACUGGAUAUUAUGAUCCGACUUGCCCAGCAGAACAAUAUUGCACAGGUGCUCAGUGAACUCAAAGAGUACGCUACUGAGGUUGACGUAGAUUUCGUUCGCAAAUCCGUAAGAGCCAUUGGCAGAUGUGCUAUAAAGGUGGAAACGAGUAGCGAACGCUGCGUUGCCACGUUACUAGAACUUAUUCAAACGAAAGUCAACUACGUGGUCCAGGAAGCUGUGGUUGUCAUAAAGGACAUCUUCCGUAAAUACCCGAAUCGCUACGAAAGCAUUAUCUCUACCCUAUGCGAGAACCUGGACACGCUGGAUGAACCAGAAGCACGCGCGUCCAUGAUAUGGAUUAUCGGUGAAUACGCCGAAAGGAUUGAUAAUGCUGACGAACUGUUGGAAAGUUUCGUCGAAGGAUUCCACGACGAAAACACCCAGGUGCAACUACAGUUGCUUACCGCAGUUGUGAAGUUAUUCCUGAAACGACCUACUGAUACCCAGCAAUUGGUUCAACGUGUGCUGUCUUUGGCUACUCAAGACAGUGAUAAUCCCGAUUUGAGGGAUCGCGGGUAUAUAUACUGGCGCCUGUUGUCGGCUGAUCCCGCUGCAGCUAAGCAGGUUGUUCUUGCUGAGAAGCCGUUAAUCUCAGAAGAAACUGAUCUUCUGGAGCCAUCUCUUCUUGACCAACUUGUCUGCCAUAUCGGGAGCUUGGCUUCUGUUUAUCAUAAACCACCGUCUUCGUUCGUUGAUAGUGCAAGACAACCACUACGAGCAGGAACUGGCUUCACAAAUGGUCAGUCAUCGGUUGAUUCCACCGGUGGAGCUGCGCCAGGUGUCGCUCGAAACGUUGCUCCUACUGUGAUUCCUUCACAGGAUACCCUUAUUGCGGAUCUGCUGUCUCUUGAUAUUUCUACACCUAUGGGUGCGAUGAAUACAAUGCCGACUUACGCUCCGAUGUCAACGUCUGGUGGGCUGGACGACCUUUUGGGACUAGGAGGCCCGUCUCUUGUCGAACCUGCUGCGCCUCCAGUGGCUUCCACCACCUUUGAUCCACUUGCCAAUUUGGGCCUUGGAGCGCCUUCUGCUGCCCCAGUAGCACCUCUAGGUGGUGUGCCAGCAGUACCCGUAGCGUCAGCUCCGGUCUCUUCAUCCUUGGGCGGCCUCGGUGACAUUUUCGGCGGAACUCUAGGCUUGGUAGACACAAGUUUUGGUUAUCAGGCGCCGAAACAGUUGUGGCUUGAUGCAGCCAAAGCAAAGGGUUUACAACUCGAAGGUACUUUCGUUCGUCGCGCAGGGAACAUUAAUAUGGAAAUGACCCUGACUAAUAAGGCAAUGCAACCCCUUUCGGGAUUCGCGAUUCAGUUCAACAGGAACUCGUUUGGACUGGCUCCAGCUGAACCUCUCAGGGUUCCGUCUCCACUGAUGCCAAGCCAGAGCGUCAAUGUUACUCUGCGAUGUGAUACAUCAGGAGGUGUACAGAAAAUGGAACCGCUCACCAAUUUGCAGGUAUGUUCUAUUGAAAUCCUAGUUAGUUAUCUCACUUAA